GACAGGACAGCAGGUGCUCGGUGGCAGCGCAGCCCGCGCAGGACAUUCAGCGAGUCUCAGCCAGGCAGCCAGCCAGUCUCCAGCUGACAGACGUGAAGAUCGCGACUUCAUCUUGCCUGACUGAUAGACCCGUCAAGCAAAGGGCAUCUUAUUACAUACGAGAAGUGUUCACAAGCCACGUUCUUAUUAUCCUGUUGAAAUUCCCGCUGCCACCACGAAGAUGAGGUCCCGCGCGCUGCUCAGUGUAGCAGUGGUGUUGGUAGUGUCGGCGAGGCGGGCAGUCGGAUGGGGCCGCGGCUCCUCAUCCACACUGGAGGUGCUGCAGCGGUUGGCGAGCGGCGGCAGUGACCAUCCCAUCAUGGUGAAACAAGACACGCCGCUGCCGGGGGAGUCACCCAUCUACUAUGUGCAGCUGCCCUCCUCGCCCUACUACUACGCUGACAACUCCGCCUUGGCCACCGUGCCCCUCCCGCCCCACACCAAGGCAAGCACCCGCACAGUCCACCACACGCCACCAUCAAAUACAAAGGUGGACAUCGACUUUGCCAUCAACGGAAAACCUGGCAAGGUGUACCACUAUAGCUCCCCCAUCACCAAGCUCCACUACCCUCCAUUACCACCCCAUCACCUGCCCCUGCCAUCCACCUCACCACCUCCGCCGCCCUCGUCACCCCUACCACCGCUACCAUCCACAACCAUCACUCCUGCAACUACAGGGUUUUCUUCGUCAGACCCCACCCCAGACAAGCGGCUGAAGCACUCUAAGGUGGUGCUAAGGAAGAAGUUUUCAUUCAACGGAAAGCCCAUGAAGGUGUAUGUGUGGCGAGGAAGUUCACCGCUCACUAUAAAGAACCACAGGAGAGCUCGCCGUCCCUUCAGGUUCUGAGCUGAGGAGUCUAGUUUCUGUAGCGGCUUCUAUUUUACGUUAAGAUUAAAGACAAAUUAAUACUGUGUAUAAUAAGUGCUAAGUUAUGAACACACAAAAGUUAAUACAGAAAAGAAAUGCAAGAUUGUUACAUUACGAAGAACACACAAAAACAAACAGAUUGAAUAAUAUAAUUACU
Molecule: messenger RNA, 1064 nt
Organism: Portunus trituberculatus (swimming crab)
Lineage: Eukaryota; Metazoa; Arthropoda; Malacostraca; Decapoda; Portunidae
Product: leucine-rich repeat extensin-like protein 1
Exons: 4
Coding region: 221-886 (221 amino acids)
Source: RefSeq, a predicted model, not a curated record